Messenger RNA from Cryptomeria japonica (Japanese cedar), 3486 nucleotides. Its product is annotated as pre-rRNA-processing protein ESF1. Gene Ontology annotation, cellular component: nucleus. The coding region runs from base 128 to 3160 and encodes 1010 amino acids. Gene Ontology annotation, biological process: rRNA processing. NCBI's taxonomy places the organism in Eukaryota, Viridiplantae, Streptophyta, Pinopsida, Cupressales, Cupressaceae. The record is from RefSeq and is a predicted model, not a curated record. Gene Ontology annotation, molecular function: RNA binding. The transcript has 7 exons.
UAUUUUUUUUUAAGAUAAAACGAGCUCUCUUGUUUUGCCGAGGGUGUAGAGGUUAAACAUAGAUUAGGGUUUUAACAGGGCGCAGAGUUUUAGCAAUAUCCCGAGCUUGCAGAAGAAGAAGAAGAAUAUGGCGAAGGAGAAUCCGGCAAAAGAGGGCAUGGAUGGUGUCAUAACAGACAAGCGAUUUUCGCGUCUUCAUUCAGACCCUCGUUUCAUGCGUCUUCCUAGGAACAAAUUCAAGGUACAAAUCGACUCCAGGUUUCAGCGUAUGUUCUCUGAUAAGAAAUUCUCUGAGUCUUUAGCGUUUGACAAGAGAGGCAAACGGAAGAAAAAUAAAGAUAAGAAUAAGUUACUUGAGUAUUAUUAUCAUCAAGAUCAGGAGGAGGAGGAGGAGGAGGAGGAGGAGGAGGAGGAAGAAAAUGCGAAUAAACAUUCCCUACAAAAUAACGAAGAUAAACCUAAUGAACAGAUUGGUGAAAUGGGUAUAGUGCCCUGUGUCAAUUCAUUUGACAAAAUCCAAAAGAAAAAGAAUAAAAGCAAGGGGAAUCAUGAAAACUUUCGUACCGUAUGCGGGGAUGAUCAUGUUGUUUCUGAUGAUUAUAAUUUGGGAAAUGUAACCGGCAUUUCCGAUUCCCAUAUGAAGAAAAAGAAAAAGAACAAGAAAAAGGAGCGCGAAACGGUUGACAAUUCUGGUUGCUUGGGUAAGACAACGGGUAAGUGCAUAGACGGUGGUGAUGAGGAAAUCCAGGAGAUGCAGUUGAUGAAGAUGGAAAGCAAAAAGAAAAAGAAAAUCCAAGGGAUUCAGUUGAUGAAGACAGAAGCCAAAAAUAAAAAUACGAGUGACAAGCUGUUUGAUUCAAAUGAAGAUGUAUAUGCAGAAACAUGUACUGACAAACGAGGUCUCGGGUCAAUCAAGAAGAAGGAAAAGAAGAAAAAAAGGUCUAAAUUGGUUGAUUUGGAUGAUAAUUUGUACGCAGAUGAAGGAGAUAAUAAUGGUAAACAGCCAGUUGAGUCCAUUAAGGAGGAGACAAAGGAGAUUAGCAGCGACUUAGAUGAAAACAUGUUUAUAGAGGAGGCUCAGGAGAAUAAUAGGGAUGUAAAAUUGAAGAAUAAAAAGAAAAAGAAGAAUGCCAAUAAUGAUCUUGAUGAUUCAGACAGAAAAAAUUGCACAUUCAAAAAUGGUUUAGGAACUCAAGGUUUGGAGCAGUUUAAAGGGGAUCACGAGCAAUUGGGAACACAACCAGAGAUUUCUGGGGAUUUGGAUGGAUAUAAGGCUAACAGUAAUUUAUCUGAGAAACUCAAGAGUAAAGGCAGGCUUAAGGGCAUUAGAGAGAAUCCGAAUGCCAUAGACGCAUCACAUUUUGUGAAAGGAACACAAACAAAGACAGAGAGCGAGGAUGUUGAGAAGAAAAUAGCAAAGCGGAGUUCUGUGUUUGAAUCAGGAAAGAAGGAAAACAAUACAGUAGAAGGGUUUUUAGGAAAGCAUCACGAGAGUGAGGAGGACCAGGAAUUAAGCGAAUCCGAAUCUUCUUCAGGCAAGGAUGUGGAUAUUUCAGAAAGUGAAGAAAGUGAUACAUCUACAUCCUCUGAUGAUGAUGAAGACGACUAUCAAAUAGAGACUGAUUACCCAGAGGAGGAAAAUGUGCCAACUGUGGAUAGUGUGACUCGAAGAUUAGCUGUUGUCAACAUGGACUGGAAUCAUAUUAAGGCUGUUGAUUUGCUAGUGAUGAUGAAUUCAUUUCUUCCUAAAGGUGGUCAUAUCUUGUCCGUAUGUGUUUAUCCAUCAGAAUUUGGGUUGAAGCAGAUGGAAGAAGAAGCUGUUCGUGGUCCUGCACUUUUCGGAAGUGAUGAUGAAUCUGAUGAAGAUGAUGAAUCCGAGAUUGACAAUGAGAAGCUACGCCAGUACGAGAAGGCCAGGCUUAGAUAUUAUUACGCUGUUAUUGAUUGUGAUAGCGCAACAACGGCAGAUUAUCUUUACAAAACAUGUGAUGGAGCAGAGUUUGAAAGAACAUCGAAUGUUAUGGACCUGCGUUUCAUUCCUGAUGAUAUGGAAUUCAAUCAACCUCCUCGAGAUGUUGGGACUGAGGUUCCAAUUGGGUAUGAAGCACCAGACUUCCACACUCGUGCAUUGCAGCAUAGCAGAGUGAAUAUUUCUUGGGAUGAUGAUGAACCACUUCGUGUUAAGACAUUGAAUCGGAAGUAUGAUCCAAAACAGCUAAACGAAAUGGACUUUAAGGCAUAUCUGGCGUCAGAUGAUGAUGUAUCUGACGGUGAUGAGGAUGAAGAGGGAGAAGAUGCAGUGGAUGAUGAGAAGAAGAAAGACUUGAGAGAAAAGUAUAGAUCCCUUCUUGAUUCUGGAGAUCCUUCAGAAGGCAGGGAAGAUAAAGAUGACAAAGAUAUGGAAAUAACUUUCAACACUGGCCUAGAGAAGCUAAGUAAGCAGAUUCUUGAAAGGAAAAAGAAAAACAACUCAGAAGAGACAGUUUGGGAGGCUUAUUUGAAAAAAAGAAGUGAAAAGAGGAAGGCAAGGAAAAACAUCACAACAAAAUCUUCUGAAGAAGAAACUGGUAGUUCUGAUGGAGAGGAUGCAAGUAAUAUAGAUGGGGAUAAUCAGUCUGAUGAUUUCUUUUUAGAUGAUGACUCUGGAGAUGAUGAAGAUAACAUUAUUACUGGGUCCAAGGUAGAGAAGUCUGCUAAAAAGCAUUCAAAAUCAAAAUCUUUAUCAAGUGAAACAAAAAGUGAAGAAGAUGCAAGUAAAGCUGAGCUAGAGCUAUUGCUUGCUGAUGAUCAUGGGUUCGAAAAUUCUGUUCGAGGAUAUAAUUUAAAAUCAAAUAAAUCGAAAUACCAAAAACUCAAAGAAUCUGCAAUUGAGGACAAAGUACCUACUGUUGAUACUGAUGAUCCAAGAUUUUCAGCUCUCUUCACAUCUCAUCAUUUUGCCAUAGAUCCAACAGAUCCACAGUUUAAGAGGUCAGCAACUUACAGUCGUAGCAUAGUUCAAAAGCAGCAAAAGAAGUUUGCAGAUAAAACAAUGGAUGAUUUAAUGCCUAUUGUGCAAAAGGAAUCUAUAGUAGAUGAUUCUUCAACUAAAAAGAGGAAAACCGAACUUUCAUCCCUAAUUAAAUCAGUCAAGCGAAAAGUUGGAACAUUACAGUCCUAAAUUAUGUUACUGUUUUCCUCCAUGAAGAAUGUUGAUAGGGCUUUUGAACUCUAGUAUCAUCCUCCCUUUCUUCUUGGGAGAAAUGGGUUAGAGUUCAACAGUGAUCUCUGUUAUACUUAUAUUAUCCUUGCUACAGGUUGAGAUAUAUAGCAACGGCUAUUGGUAAGUUCUCUUUUUGAAGCAGUAAAAGCAUUGUCCUCAGCCAUAUCUUAUGGUGAGGUGAAAUAUUUUGAUUGAACAAACAUAAAAAAAUAGUGUUCCAUUUAUUUUAGUAAUUGCAACUGAUCAAUGCUAUUUAAGAAUUUGUUAGUGUUUUAUUGUUCUAA